Molecule: messenger RNA, 2480 nt
Organism: Abrus precatorius (Indian licorice)
Lineage: Eukaryota; Viridiplantae; Streptophyta; Magnoliopsida; Fabales; Fabaceae
Product: protein KRI1 homolog
Exons: 3
Coding region: 151-2154 (667 amino acids)
Biological process (GO): endonucleolytic cleavage in ITS1 to separate SSU-rRNA from 5.8S rRNA and LSU-rRNA from tricistronic rRNA transcript (SSU-rRNA, 5.8S rRNA, LSU-rRNA)
Cellular component (GO): nucleolus; 90S preribosome
Source: RefSeq, a predicted model, not a curated record
GAGCUUCACAAUCGCGCAAAUCAUCGUCUCUCUUUAAAACCCUCCGCCGCCGGUUCUGUUGCACAACGUCUGGUUCCGCCGCUGCCACCGUCGUCUCCGGUGUCUUCGUGGGAUUAAUUUGUAGCGGUUAGCCUUCUUGCUGUGUAGAAAAUGGCUCUAGAACUUUUUGAUGGCAGUGAUUCAGAGAAUGAUGACAUCUCAAAAAUCAAGAUAAACAAGGAGUAUGCUCGUAGGUUUGAACACAACAAGAAGCGGGAGGACCUCCAGCGUUUUGAGGAAUUAAAAAAGAAGGGUGUUAUUGAUUCACCUUCACCGUCACAGUCUGAAGAUGAGGAAGAAUCUGAGUCUGUGUCAUCUGAAGAUGAUGACCAUGAGAAUCUUUUCAGUUCUAGGAGUGACAAGGAGUUCUUUGAUGCCUUGCUUAAGGUCAAGAAGCAAGAUCCUAUUCUUAAGCAAAAAGAUGUUAAGCUUUUUGUAUCUGAUGAUAGUAGUGACGACGGAAGUGAUGAAAAGGAGAAAGUUAAAUCAAAGGAUAAGAAGGGUGAAAAACCAAUGUAUUUGAAGGAUGUGAUGGCAAAGCAUUUGAUUGAGGAGGGCCCAGAUUUUGGUGAUAAAGAGGAGGAAAUAGAUGAAAAGGAGAAACAUAAAUUAGAAAUUAGUAAGGGUAAGAAGGUAAUGCCUGCCAAGGAUAGGGAUUUUGUGAAUAAGGAUGGGAAGAAGACUUAUGGCGAUGAGCAAGAGGAGUUGAAAAGGGCUUUUCUCAAAGCCGUAGAAAAAGAGGGCUUGGAAGAUGGUGAAGGGGAAUUUUUCUCUGUGAAGGAUAAGGUAGGUGAUGAGGACAAAGUAGAUAGUGAUGACAAGGAAUUUGAGGAGAAACUGGAUGAGUAUUUUGGUGGAGAUGUAGAAUUGAACGAAAGUUCUAAGUUUCUAAGAAGCUAUUUCAUGAACAAGAUGUGGAUUGACAAGAGUGGGGGGAAUUUGAAUGUUGGUGAGGAGGAAUUGCAAGAUAUUUCAGAGGAUGAGAUGGAGAUUGAGAGACAGGAAGAAUACGAAUAUAGGUUUCAGGAAAAUCAUGGGGAUAGAGUGUUGGGUCAUGCUCGGAAGGUGGAGGGAUCAGUGAGGAAGAAGACUAAUCCAAGGAAAGAGCAGAGAAAGAGCAAAGAGGAGAGAUUGGCUAUAGCACAAAAGGAGAGGGAGGAGGAGUUGAAACAUUUAAAAAAUUUGAAGAAGCAGGAAAUACAGGAGAAGGUUAAAAAGAUAAUGGAGACUGCGGGGAUUCUUGAUGAUGAUAUUAUCCCAUUGUCUGUGGCCGAAAUUGAAGAGGAGUUUGACCCAAAGGAGUAUGAUAGAAUGAUGAAGGCGGCAUUUGAUGAUAAAUAUUAUAAUGCAGAGGAUGCUGACCCGGAUUUUUGUAGUGACGAUGAUGACAUUGAGAAGCCAGAUUUUGAAAAGGAGGAUGAACUACUUGGGCUUCCUAAAGGUUGGGAUGCAAGUGGAUCUAAUGAUGGUUUUUUGGCCGCAAGGGAAAAAGCAUUGAAAGAAAAGAUUGAGAGUGCUAGUGAUGAUGAUCUCCUGGAUAGAGAAGAUCAAAACGAAGAGAAAAUUCCUGUGGAAGGUAGUAGGAAGAGGAAGCGUAAGACAGCACUUUUGGAGAAAGCAAGACAGGCAAUGAUGGAUGAGUACUAUAAAUUAGAUUAUGAGGAUACAAUUGGGGACUUGAAGACAAGAUUUAAGUAUGCCAAAACAAAGCCAAAUAGAUUUGGCAUGAAUGCUUCUGAGAUACUGUUGAUGGAUGACAAAGAAUUGAAUCAAUAUGUUGCCUUGAAAAAGCUUGCUCCUUACCGGGAGGAAGAAUGGAAACUAAGCAAACAGAAAAGAUACAUGCUGAAGACAAGGACUAAGGAGCUCCUUCGUGCAGCAAGUUUGGAUAAGAAGAAAAGGAAGAAGUCGAGGGUUGAUUCUGGCAAGACAACUUCAUCAAAUAAUGUUGUGGAGAAUGAAAAAGCAAGCGCAGAAGAUUCAAAUAUUAAUACGGAUAAGCUAUCAAGGACAGCCAAGAGAAGGCGACAAAUGGCUACUUUAAAAUUAUCACAAUCAAGGCUUAAAGCAUAUGGGAAGAUACCCACAAAAUCUAAGCACGGAGGAAAGCAUUGAAAGCUAUGCAGAAGGAACCAACUAACCGAGGGACGUCUCUGAGAAGAGGAUUGGAGCUUAAUAUUGCAAAAUACAGUAUGCUGGAUGUGUUGGCCAAAUGAUUGUGCAGAAUACUGUGGAGAGAAGUUUUGCAUAUUUUGUUGUUUCUCCAAAUGAUUAGAGUCUAAGGAAUUUGUUAGUCCUAAACAAACUGUCAAUGGAACCAGCAAUUCAGUUUUGACCGAAAGGCGUGCUCGUCUGUAUUUUCAGUAUUGCAUUUAGAAUUAUGGAUCAAAACAAAAAUUAUAUUGCGUUUAAAAUUUGUGACUUAAUAUUGCUUAUCGUGC